UCGGAGCCCUUUGGCUGUGAAGGCUUGCCUGGCACCUCUUCUGAUCUUGAACAGCAAGUGUGUCACCUCCAAGGGCCUGUGAGAGGUUCCUGUAGGCACUCCAGCCCUCCUCCUGGCUUGCAUCCCUCAGGACAAGGAGCCGGUCCGAGAGAAAGGAGUCCAGCAAUGGCUUCCUGGGGCCUGCGGCCAGCUGCCUUCCUGAGUCUCGGGCUCAUAUUCAUGGUGGGGAUGGUGUGUCGGUUCCUGUCUAUUCAGCAGUCCCGGGGCAAGGUCCUGCCUCCGCCACCCCUGCCUGCCUGGUCCCAUCAGACACCUUCUCCAGAGGCUGAGGAACUGAGGGCGCUCCUGCUGCAGCUUGAGUGGCCUGCUCCGCCGUGGACCGAGCGGGCCUUCCAUCACUCCACCAGCCCACAGAAGAGCCACUACAAGCUUUCGCACUCCCAGCACAAUUACACCGUGGGUGACACACUGCUGGUUCGGUUGGAGGCUCGGGACCACAGUGGGCAACCCAAGCGCUACGGCGGGGACUUCUUCCGGGCCAAGGUGCACUCCCCAGAGCUGAAGGCUAGUGUUGCUGGGACUGUGCAGGACCACAGUAAUGGCACCUACACACUGGCUUUCCCACUCCUGUGGGCGGGUACAGUGCAAGUUUCUGUGCGCCUCAUCCACUCCAGCGAGGCCGUGGCCCUCCUCCGCCACAUCCGCCACUCCCAGCCCUCCACCGUUGCCUUCUGGGGCUACUAUGAGAAGCCAGGACAGCCAGGUCCAGAGGAGAGGACUGAAUGCAACGUACAUCCACUCCCAGGCCUGAACUGCCAGUAUGUAGAUGCUGGCACGGGAGAGCGCUGGUUUUGUGCCCAACCAGAGCACCUCCCUUGCGGCGCCCUUGUGCAUCACUCUGCUGGGCGCUACAAAGAGGUGGUCAGCAAAACGGAGAGCACCUUCCUUGGUGGGGCUGUGACGGACCAGACUGUCCCAGGGAAUGUGUCCGUGAUCCGGGUGCUGCCAGGACCCCAGCGGAUGGCCCACUCCCCGCCUCACCUCUGUCGCCCAGGCCUUGCCCCAGCCCACCCACCAGGCUUCUACUACAGAGACGUGUGGAUGUCCCUGGAGUGUUCCAGCCACACUUUUCCCACCCCAGACUUGGCCCUGGACUGCUUGAGAGGCAAGAUUGUCCACAUGAUUGGAGACUCCACUCUGCGUCAGUGGUGGGAAUUCUUGGUGGCCUUCAUCCCAUCACUCAAGCAUCUAGACCUCCAUGUGACUUAUCAGUCAGGCCCGUUGCUGGCUGUGGAGCCUGCACAGGGGCUGGUGUUGUGGUGGCGUGCACACGGCCUUCCACUGCGCACUCUGAAGACCAAGGUUGCUGACCUGCACUACGUGGCCAAUGAACUGAAUGCACUAGGUGGAGGCCCUGACGUGGUGGUGGUCUUCACCCUCUGGGCCCAUUUCACCACCUUUCCCGUGGAGCUGUAUGCCCACCGACUGCACAGGGUUCGACAGGCUGUAGCCCAGCUCCUGGCCCGUAGCCCCUUCACCACUGUGGUGCUCAAGACAGCCAACACAGGCUACAAGUCUGUCUAUGGCAGCGACUGGCUCUCCAUGCAGCUGGACAGCAUCCUCCGAGCCAUGUUUGCUGGCAUGCCGGUGGCCAUUGUGGAUGCCUGGGCUAUGACCACCUGCCAUUACCUGCCCGACAACAUCCACCCUGGCAAGGUUGUUGUACGCAAUGAGGUUGACGCCUUCCUCUCCUACGUCUGCCCCAAAGACUGAGGUGGGAUGGGGAGGCAGUAUGGGAAAGACUGAAGGGUGGCUAGGAGAGGACUUUGCAAUCAGGCUCUUUGUGCAUUCAACUUCUGGAAAGCCCCCCCCCCCUGCAGCACUCUCUGCAGUUUUUGUAGGUGUAGGACAACCUUUCCCCCUGCCACAGAUCCAGCAUGGAUCUCUCUCAGGAACUCAGCCAGGAAUUUUAUGGGGGGAGUGUCUAAGGAUACAUGGGGGGGGCACAUAAGUCAAUUUGAAACAUUAAAAAAUCUGGAUUGGAGUCUAGUCGCCAUAGGUUGGAGGCAACUUGACAGCACAUAACACACACCCGUGCUUAAUAUCACUUCAUUGCUUUAAACAGAAUUGAAUUCCAGUGCCACGUGCCCAAUUGCUGUUCUAGAUCCCAGUUUGCUGGGCGGCACUGACUGAGAUGCCACUCCCAGAAGAGAUCAGGUAGUUGACUAUACAACGUUUGCUCUGGACAAGCAU
Messenger RNA from Eublepharis macularius, 2253 nucleotides. Its product is annotated as NXPE family member 3-like. The transcript has 6 exons. The record is from RefSeq and is a predicted model, not a curated record. NCBI's taxonomy places the organism in Eukaryota, Metazoa, Chordata, Lepidosauria, Squamata, Eublepharidae. The coding region runs from base 166 to 1773 and encodes 535 amino acids.